AGUCAAAUCAAACUUGUAUUACUGUUCUAGAAGUAAAUUGUUUAAUACAAAAUGUUUAAAUAUUUCUUACUUUUUCUGAUUGCUGCUGCUUUGGCUGCCGACACUUAUUUGUCCGAUGAUGAAGAGUUUGAAAAAUUCAAGAAAGACUUCAGCAGAAAUUAUGAGACUCCCAAUGAAGAACAGCACCGCAGAGGAAUUUUUGUUAAUACUUUAAAUACAGUCAAAGCACACAAUGCCAAAUUCGAAAGAGGAGAGGUUUCUUAUUCCUUAGGCAUAAACCAGUUCGCUGAUCUUACCCAAGAUGAAUUUGAAAACAGGUACACAAUGAAAAAGUGGGUAGAGCAACAGGGAAAAGGAAAACUUGCCACGAAAACUGCUACCCAGAAUUAAUCUACAGAAUUAUCGAUCUAUUGUAGGGUUUAUUACAGAAUAUAUGGAGUAAUGGAUAUGAUAGAAAUAUCUAUCAUAUCCAUUAGUCAUUACAGCUAACUGUUUUGUUUGAAACAAUAAAUUUUUACAUAAAAUAA
Diabrotica virgifera virgifera (western corn rootworm) is the source of this 527-nucleotide messenger RNA. RefSeq names its product cathepsin L-like proteinase. NCBI's taxonomy places the organism in Eukaryota, Metazoa, Arthropoda, Insecta, Coleoptera, Chrysomelidae. The record is from RefSeq and is a predicted model, not a curated record. The transcript has 2 exons. Bases 52 to 390 code for a protein of 112 amino acids.